Messenger RNA from Salarias fasciatus (jewelled blenny), 6070 nucleotides. RefSeq names its product MIB E3 ubiquitin protein ligase 1 (gene mib1). The record is from RefSeq and is a predicted model, not a curated record. NCBI's taxonomy places the organism in Eukaryota, Metazoa, Chordata, Actinopteri, Blenniiformes, Blenniidae. Gene Ontology annotation, cellular component: cytoplasm. Gene Ontology annotation, molecular function: zinc ion binding; ubiquitin-protein transferase activity; protein binding. The transcript is spliced from 23 exons. Gene Ontology annotation, biological process: Notch signaling pathway; endocytosis; protein ubiquitination. The coding region runs from base 635 to 3730 and encodes 1031 amino acids.
GCGCACUGCGUACCGGGGACAGGCUUGUUUUCCCAGGCGCCGCGGCGGCUUUGUGCUCGUCGUCUCCCUCCGUGGCUUCUCUCCGUUGGAUGCUCGGUGCUGCUGUCUGCGCUCUCGGCGGCCGUAAUGGCGAAUCGUUUCUCCUCCUGAGCGAAUGCAACGGUCCUUGGCCUGCCGCCACCGCGUCUCGCACGGGGUUUUCCAGCACCGCCGAGUGCGAUCAUAAACAAGGCCGAGCAACCCCGAAACGGAGUAAGGUUUACCUCCGCGACAAAGAGCCGGGAGAGCUUCAUCUCGCUAUAGCUUUGCCCCCCGCUAGCCACCACCGGGCGAGGUGCAGCCGCUCCGCCGAGCUCCGAGCCCCGAGCUCCGCUGGAGGCUUGUAAUGUGGCAGCUUGGCAUGCUUCUUGGGUGAAGGGUUUCUCGCCCCUGUCUGGCUCGCGGGCAGCGGUAGUUCGUGGGACCCAGCAGCCUCCUCGGGUAGCUAACUUAGCCGCUUGGCUAGCUGGCUCGCUGCGUGGAUCGUCGCUUCUUCCAGCCGCCUUGUGGAAAGUCUCCACCGGGGCUUCGACAGCCGUCCCCGGCCGAGGCUGCUGCUGCCACCGCCGCCACCGCUAAUUCGAAUAACCGAGCGAUGAUGGAAGGAGUCGGAGCGAGAGUGGUCCGCGGACCCGACUGGAAGUGGGGGAAGCAGGACGGCGGAGAGGGGCACGUCGGCACGGUGCGGAGCUUCGAGAGCCCGGAGGAGGUGGUGGUGGUCUGGGAUAACGGGACGGCCGCCAACUACCGCUGCUCCGGGGCUUACGAUGUCCGGAUACUGGACAGUGCUCCAACAGGCAUCAAGCACGACGGCACCAUGUGUGACACCUGCCGACAGCAGCCCAUUAUCGGCAUCCGCUGGAAGUGCGCCGAGUGCACCAAUUACGACCUGUGCACAACCUGUUACCAUGGAGACAAGCAUCACCUGAGACACCGCUUCUACCGGAUCACCACCCCGGGCAGUGAGAGAGUGCUUCUGGAGUCCCGACGCAAAUCCAAGAAAAUCACAGCCAGAGGGAUCUUCACCGGCGGCCGGGUGGUGAGAGGAGUGGACUGGCAGUGGGAGGACCAGGACGGAGGCAAUGGAAGGAGAGGAAAGGUGACGGAGAUCCAGGACUGGAGCGCCGCCAGCCCUCACAGCGCCGCCUACGUUCUGUGGGACAACGGCGCCAAGAACCUGUACCGGGUGGGCUUCGAGGGGAUGUCGGACCUGAAAUGUGUGCAGGACGCCAAGGGAGGCUCGUUUUACAGAGACCACUGUCCCGUCUUGGGCGAGCAGAACGGGAACAGAAACCCCGGCGGCCUCCAGAUCGGAGACCUGGUCAACAUCGACCUGGACCUGGAGAUCGUGCAGUCGCUGCAGCACGGCCACGGGGGCUGGACCGACGGCAUGUUCGAGACCCUCACCACCACCGGCACGGUGUGCGGCAUCGACGAGGACCACGACAUCGUGGUCCAGUACCCCAGCGGGAACAGGUGGACGUUCAACCCCGCCGUGCUGACGAAGGCCAACGUGGUGCGCAGCGGCGAGGUGGCGGCCGGUGCGGAGGGCGGCAGCUCGCAGUUCCUGGUGGGAGACCUGGUGCAGAUCUGCUACGACAUCGACCGCAUCAAGCUGCUGCAGCGAGGCCACGGAGAGUGGGCCGAGGCCAUGCUGCCCACCCUGGGCAAGGUGGGCCGCGUGCAGCAGAUCUACUCCGACAGCGACCUGAAGGUGGAGGUGUGCGGCACCUCGUGGACGUACAACCCCGCCGCCGUCACCAAGAUCGCCCCGUCCGGCUCGGCCGUCAGCAACGCCUCCGGAGAGCGCCUGUCUCAGUUGCUGAAGAAACUCUUCGAGACUCAGGAGUCCGGAGACAUCAACGAGGAGCUGGUCAAGGCCGCGGCCAACGGAGACCUGGCCAAGGUGGAGGACAUCCUGAAGAGGCCCGACGUGGACGUGAACGGGCAGUGUGCUGGACACACCGCCAUGCAGGCCGCCAGUCAGAACGGCCACGUGGACGUCCUGAAGCUGCUGCUCAAACACAACGUGGACCUGGAGGCUGAGGACAAAGACGGCGACCGGGCGGUGCACCACGCCGCCUUCGGGGACGAGGGCUCCGUCAUCGAGGUGCUGCAGAGGGGCGGGGCCGACCUGAACGCCAGGAACAAGCGGAGGCAGACUCCCUUACACAUUGCUGUCAAUAAGGGCCACCUACAGGUGGUGAAAACACUGCUGGACUUUGGCUGCCACCCCAGCCUCCAGGACUCGGAGGGCGACACGCCGUUGCACGACGCCAUCAGUAAGAAGAGAGACGACAUGCUGUCGGUCCUGCUGGAGGCCGGCGCCGACGUCACCAUCACCAACAACAACGGCUUCAACGCCCUGCACCACGCCGCCCUGCGAGGAAACCCCAGUGCCAUGCGCGUGCUGCUGUCCAAGCUGCCCAGGCCGUGGAUCGUGGACGAGAAGAAGGACGACGGCUACACCGCGCUGCACCUGGCCGCGCUCAACAACCACGUGGAGGUGGCCGAGCUCCUGGUGCACCAGGGCAACGCCAGCCUGGACAUCCAGAAUGUGAACCAGCAGACGGCGCUGCACCUGGCGGUGGAGCGCCAGCACACGCAGAUCGUCCGGCUGCUGGUGCGGGCCGAGGCCAAGCUGGACGUGCAGGACAAGGACGGGGACACGCCGCUGCAUGAGGCGCUGCGUCACCACACGCUCUCCCAGCUGCGGCAGCUCCAGGACAUGCAGGAUGUCAGCAAAGUGGAGCCCUGGGAGCCCUCCAAGAACACGUUAAUCAUGGGCCUGGGCACCCAGGGAGCGGAGAAGAAGAGCGCAGCGUCCAUCGCCUGCUUCCUGGCCGCCAACGGGGCCGACCUGACCAUUCGCAACAAGAAGGGCCAGUCUCCCCUGGACCUGUGUCCCGACCCCAGCCUCUGCAAGGCCCUGGCCAAAUGCCACAAAGAGAAGAGCAGUGGGCAGGUCGGCACCCGCAGCCCGUCUCUCAACAGCAACAUGGAGUCUCUGGAGGAGUGCAUGGUGUGCUCCGACAUGAAGCGCGACACGCUGUUCGGGCCGUGCGGACACAUCGCCACCUGCUCGCUGUGCUCGCCGCGCGUCAAGAAGUGUCUGAUCUGCAAGGAGCAGGUCCAGUCCAGGACUAAGAUCGAGGAGUGUGUGGUCUGCUCCGAUAAAAAGGCCGCCGUCUUGUUCCAGCCCUGUGGCCACAUGUGCGCUUGUGAGAACUGUGCCAGCCUCAUGAAGAAGUGCGUACAGUGCCGGGCUGUGGUGGAACGCCGCACGCCCUUCGUCCUGUGCUGCGGAGGGAAAGGUAUGGAGGAUGAUGCCGCUGAUGAUGAUGAUGAUGAUGAUGAUGAUGAUGAUGAUGACCUUACAGGGAGCUCUAACACUAUGGCAGGGGGGUCGCAGGAUCUUCUCCAGCCCAACAAUCUGGCUCUAAGUUGGUCCAGUGGAAACAUCCCGGCCCUGCAGAGAGACAAAGACAACACCAACGUCAACGCAGACGUGCAGAAGCUGCAGCAGCAGCUCCAAGACAUCAAGGAGCAGACCAUGUGUCCGGUGUGUCUGGACCGGCUGAAGAACAUGAUCUUCAUGUGCGGUCACGGCACCUGUCAGCUGUGCGGCGACCGGAUGAGCGAGUGUCCCAUCUGCCGCAAGGCCAUCGAGCGCCGCAUCCUCCUCUACUAGUCCGCCGGGGGCCCCCCACCCCCUCCCCCCCACAGACUGUCCUGUCUGCUCCACAUCCACCGCGCCCGCCUCGCCUCGCCUCGCCACAUCCUCACCAGCUGCCGCCGUCGCCCUGCUCCUCGCAGCCGGCCGCUGUCGGACUGCGUCCCAUUGGAGUCUCUGUUACUCAGACCAGCUCUCUGCGUCCUCCGUUCUCUCUCUCUCUCUCUCUCUCUCUCUCUCUCUCUCUCUCUCUCUCUCUCUCUUCUCCUGGUGACGUUUUGGCACGGAGAACCCGAGGGCGCCGUGUCGCUGUUACGACGUCGUUGCGUCUCGUCUUCUCGAACUCUUUCCCUGGAAGUGGAUCUUAAGAGCUGAUUUUUCUCGCCUGGCUCCGUUGUUUUGGUUUGUUUUGUUUUGUUUUCAGCUCCUCGUCGGCCGCCUGGCUCUCAGUCGUCGCACUUGAAGACCAAAUGUUGGCAGUUUUUUUUUUUUUUUUUUUUUAAUUUGUUGCACUAGAAAAGCUGAGUCGACGUCGGGCGUCCGCCCCGCCAGGUAGCAGCCUCCACACAGAGUGUGUUUACCGAGCUGGAACCGCUGAUCUCUAGAAGUCAGCCAGCGGACUGCACAGGUUCACCGUCUCUCACACAGUCAGGUGGGAAAACCGAUGUGGUUUAUAACGGUUCUGAAGCGGUGUCUGCCGGGACCUGGCUGCCACGGCAGUGAUCGGAUCUCUCGUUCACCUCCAUCAGAUUAACCUCACAGCGCUCAGAUUAGCUGUAAAUCUGUAGAAAGUGUCAAAUUGUGACCAAACACAAGGAUCCACGACAGCGAUGGUGACUAAUCUAAACAAAAUGACAAAUGAAAUGUUUAUUUUUAAUCCAAAUGCAGCUGCUUCAUAUCUUUACCAUGAUAUAAUUGUGCAAUUUCAAAUUAAAUUAGCUCAAAAUCAUUUUAUAGUUUGUUAAAUAUGAGGAGCGAUGUCAACAGAAACUCGAGUCUGGAGUAAAUUAUCAAUCCCAACCAAUAGAAACAUGUUCCUGGUAAAAAAUCCAACAAUCCAAUCCAAUCUCUUGAAAACCCUCUGAUCUCCCAGUAAUGUUUUUUAACUUGCGAGUGAAACGCUCUGAACUGAGCCGGCCCGUCGAACCCGGUUAGUUUUAUGCGGAUGAAGCAUAUCCGAGAAGCCAUAAGUCCGACUGGAAGACGCUGCGCUCAGUCCUCCUGCACGUGGAGCAGACUUGAAGCAGUUUGGUCCUUCAUCGCCGCGCCGCUCCCCCGGAAUCGAAGCGUUUACAGUCGGAGAGAGAUCGCUCUGAUCGGAGCUUCCCACCAAAGCGUAACAGUAUUACGGCGAAGCGUCCGGCUCGGGCCGUGUUUCUCCCCCCGGCUGUAUUCUGACCGGAGUCUCCUCUUCGUCCUGGUUUUGGCACAUGCACAAGUUUCAGAGGGCGGAGCCAGACGGGUCGGCCGGCGCCGUUUCCUCUGUCCCUGUGAAAGCUGGACAAACGUUUCUGCGACAUCCGCUUAAAAAAAACAAAAAAAAAAAACGACUUGUUUGGGGACAAGGUGCUCUUUAUCUCCUUUAAUUAUUGUUUUAAUUUAAGUGUAUCUUUUUUUUUCUUCUCACAAAAGCAACAUUUAUGAAACUACAGUACAAUCUGCUAGAACACUAAAAUGUAGAGUAAAUUAUUUGGCCCGGCGGCCCGGGCGUUAGGGCCUUUAGGUUGUCACUGCCUUCCUACGAUGUAGCCUCAAAGUCUCCCGUCUUCUGUCCAUCGUCAGGAGUUCCUCUCCUCCUCCGGAAGUCAGACCGAAAGUAUCUUUUCACCAGUGUUUUUUGUUUUUUUCUUUCUUCAGGAGGGAAAAAUAAUGAUUUUCUACGACAGGACUCGCCUUACUUCUUUUAAAAAUAAAACAAGAAAAAGAAAGGCUCGCUUACGUCGCUACGUGGAAGUCUGCAACCGCUGUUUUUUUUUUUUUUUUUCAAAGACUGAAAUCUUUUUUUUUUGGGCUGUUUGGAUUCUCAGAUCACGAUGACACUUAAAGCUAGAAGCACUAAUAACGCUUUCAUGGUAGUGUUGUCUUAUUUGUGUGUGUGCGCGCGUGUGUGUGUGUGUGUGUGGGAGGGCGGGGGGUUUAAAAAAAAAGCCUAUUUUCUACUUUUUAUUUUCAAUACCUGUAUAACUUGUCCCGUCGGAAAUGUAUCGGUAGUAUUUUGUAUUUUUUUUUUCCUUUGGCAUGAAUGUUUGAAAUAUGCAGUACGACGAGUACCGUUGAGAUCCGUUCAGUCUGUAUUGCUAACAAAGUGCUUUUAAAAAACAACCGUAUAGCUGAAAUAAAGUUCUAAAUGAACCCAGA